This is a messenger RNA of Heterobasidion irregulare TC 32-1, 904 nucleotides long. RefSeq lists its product as uncharacterized. Bases 161 to 712 code for a protein of 183 amino acids. Gene Ontology annotation, molecular function: acireductone dioxygenase [iron(II)-requiring] activity. Lineage: Eukaryota; Fungi; Basidiomycota; Agaricomycetes; Russulales; Bondarzewiaceae. The transcript is spliced from 4 exons. The record is from RefSeq and is a predicted model, not a curated record.
AGUGUCUCGCAGCGUAUCUAUUGAUCAUUGCGACAUAGCUUCCCAGAGUCACAGCCCCGUCAGAUAAUAUCUUUACAUCUGAACCGCGCGCACAAACAAGCCCAGCCACGAACAGAACAAGCUCUCUCAUCCUCCUAUCUAACCCCCGAAAAAGCGAACGAUGCGUGCCUACUACUUCGACAACGUCCCCGGCGACCAGCGCCUCCCGCACGACUCGCAGCGUCCCGUGUCGGAGGAGACGCUCAAGGCCGCCGGGGUGCUGCACUGGCGCAUCCCACACGACCGCGAGGGCGGGUGGGAGCCCGCGAUCGAUGCGCUCGCGGUGGAGCGCGGGUACAAGAACCGGGACAUCAUCAACGUGACGAAGGAGGGCCUCGGGGACCUGUACGAGGCGAAGCUCAAGACGUUCUUCGAGGAACACAUGCACGAGGACGAGGAGAUCCGGUACAUCCUCUCUGGUGCAGGGUUUUUCGACGUCCGUGAACAUCCUACGGAUGCGUGGAUCCGCAUUCACGUCCUGCCCGGAGACUUGCUCGUCAUCCCCUCAGGCAUCUAUCACCGCUUCACGCUCGACGAGCUGAACCAGAUCAAGGCUCUCCGCCUCUUCAAGGAGGAGCCCAAAUGGACGCCACACAACCGCAGCGCUGACACGGAGGCCAACCCCUUCCGUGUCGACUACGUCAGCUCCCUCCAGCGCGUCGCCGUGGUCUGACCGAGUACCCUCCACAUGCGGUCCCAGGCUCUAGAUGUCAAUUUAUUUUUCGUAAAAUUAAAUGCGUGGGGACGAGCUGUCGGAUUAGGUGUGAGCAGAGUGCUGAGUGGUGGGGUUGCGGGAUGUAUGAUGUAGGGUGUGUGGUGUGUGGUGUACGUUAGUAGAUCGUUUUUCAACGACCUAGAUCUGCUU